AUGCGUUUACAGCUGUCAAUGACGAUUCUAACCCCGCUAAAUCUCGAGCUUGAAGACGAUCGCGACACAUGUGGCUCAGAGGUGAUCGAUGCCCACAGCUUCGGUGUGCCACGCCAACAGGCGUGGGGGAGGACGUUCGAGGGGUGGAAGGCGGGAGCAAUAUCUGUGCGCCGUAUGGGCCGCCGCCACAUCGCAGAACAUCACGUGUGA
Molecule: messenger RNA, 210 nt
Organism: Closterium sp. Yama58-4
Lineage: Eukaryota; Viridiplantae; Streptophyta; Zygnematophyceae; Desmidiales; Closteriaceae
Source: the annotation of a GenBank genome assembly